AUGAAUACUCCGAGUGUAAAAGAUCUACCGGAUGACGAUUCUCCAAAUCUCUACGCAGUGUUCAAUGUGUGGGAACCGCCCAGACGUUUGAGUCGGUCUACAAGGUAAAGAAGGACAAUUUUCUUUCGCGCCCUGGAAAACCAUGAGUUGAUAAUGAUCUUGAGUUUCUAUUACCCAGUUGUUCAUUUAUAUGAUUGUUGUAAUUUAGAUCUAAAGAAAUCUUGGGUCUUGCAGAAGCUUGUGCAGGUCUUUGUGAAGUGUUCGAUCUGCCAAGUAUAGCUAUUUUGAUGAAUCGGAAUGUUUCUUGUUGGUUUUGAACAAAUUUAAUUAUUGUUAUUGAUGAUUCGUAAGUUUCCGCGCGUUCGAUUCCAUGAUCGCCCCGUUUUACACGCAAUGUACAUGCUACAGUGUUAAUGCUUUAUGAGAAAAUUGAUUAACUUUUCCCGUUGAAGCACAAGUGGCAAAACUAUUACCUAUAAUACUUUUAUUACAAAGAUUCAUAAUCUUAUAUACAUUAUUGCAGACCAGUUUUGAGUGUAAAAAGCUGCAUUAGAGUUCCUUUGUCCUUUUUCUUUUGGAAGAGAAGCCUUUAACGUCAUCUAUUUCUCAUGAGUUGUUAAAAUCACCUGUUAAGUGAAAUCUUUUUAAGUAAGUAAUAUAAUGAAUUAUUUUCUGUAGAUUUCCUCUCUUGUGUAGGGUUCUUUGAACCCUUUAGUGACCAACACAGAAUUUCUCCUUACAAUAUCAGUACAAGAUCAAGCAGGCAAGCAAUGAAAAUAAAAAAAUAAAAUUAAUCAGGAGAUUGUUAGUUGAUUCAAUACCAAUUUCUCUGAACUAACAUCAGAAGAAUUGCAGGGCAGGCAAUAAUGAGAAUUUCAAAUGAGAUCUCGGAGCAUAACUAAGUUGUGUUGAAGAUGAUGAUUAAGAUGAUGAUGAUAAUUAUAAUUAUUAAAUACAUGAACUAUUACACUUACUUUAUUUAUGGUAGAAUUUUACUGCUUCUUGAUUAUUUCUUUUCUCUGUCUGCAGUGAUAAAGAAAGAGGAGACAACAAAAAAUGCUUCCAUUGCCGUUUCCCACUACCGCUGCCAGAACAAAUCAUAAUUUUUAGUCUUGGAAAAUGGGAAGUGAAUUUCAAGGGACAGGAGAUAAUAGCAGAAGUAUCUCUUGAGGCAGAGACUCCACCCCAGAAAAUAGGCACACUAUCAUGCAGGAGUAAAGCGCUUUGUUGGGAUGAGGGAUGGAAGACAAAGUUUUUUAAAAGAAGUGAAGAGCUUACAGAAGAGGUACUACAUUUGUAUUAGAAUAUUGCUGUUUUGCCAAGGAUUAUUCCAUCAAGAGAUCUGUCCCUAAUUUUUCUUUCCCCUUGAAGAAAGAAGAGCAUUUGAAGAGGAGGGUGUGAAACCAACCAGUGUCAAAUCUUGUGCUAUGUCUCUUUGACUUCCCCUUAUUUUUUUAAUAUUUGCCUCAAAUCAAGGCAGACCAUUUUUGUUCAUGUUUUGCCCUAGUUUCAUCUUUUGAUUUAGAAAAAUAUUGUAUACAAAAAAAACCCAGUCUCAUUUUGGCUGUCAUUGUGAGUCAUUGUGAGUCCUUUGUUGUAACUAUAGCAAUUGAAUUUGAGUCUUGAGCAUCCCAUUUGUGUUCUGUUCUGCUCUGGCAGUGCCCAGUGGCCUCUGGUACCUUAUUUUUGCUCCUGGGCAACCAGGGAAUCUUAGUUUUUUCAUAAAAAGCAUAUGUUGGGCACCCUGGAUUUCACAAUUUCAGAGCACUGAGCUCCCUUCAAUUUUUCAUAAAGCACAGCCUUGUGUUCUCAGAACUGUUUUUGAAAUCUGAAUUGACUGGAUCUUACAAGCUUUCAAAAAAACAAGUUUAGCAAUUGUUUAUUAAAGACAAAAGUAGGUUGCCCGUGGUGCUUGGGGUUCGUUCAAAGUUUACUCUUUACUGCUAUUUUAUUUUUAGAACAUUAUAAUGCAUAACUAUGCAAUACAGACUAAACUAAAAAAAUAAUAGCCUUCUACAAUGCAGACCCACAUUUAUCAUAGAUUAUGAAUUGAUUUUGAUGCUUUAAUUUUUAGGGGCGAAUGGCUAAGCUGACCCUAAGAACUGUGAAUGAAAAAUGCAAUGAUGAAAAAGAAAACAAGAAAUUUUGUGAACAUGCUGUACUAUCACCAACACAGGAAACUCAAGGAGAUUCUUCCAAUAGUCCUGUCACACCAGGAAGUUUAAAAAAUCUGAAGCAACAAAAGCUCAAUUUCAAUGAAUGUACAAAGAUGGAGUAUUCUCCUGUGGAACCAAAAGAUGUCAUUUCAUCGCCACCCACUAAGAAACGGAGACAGAGCAAUGCUGAAACGUGAGUAGAUUCUUAACCCUUUACACCUCAACAUCAGUAGGCAUACUCUCCAUGCAGCUCCCUAAACAUUCCCUAAGGUGCUGACAAGGAGAAUUUCAAGAGUUUAGCUUCUUUAGUUGGUGAUCAUUUUAAAUAUUCUCAUGACCUUAAUGUGUGAUUCAGUGAUGAUAUUGUAAGGAGAAAUUAGAUGCUAGUCAUUCUUAGGGGUCUAAGGGUGAAUUUCUCAGAGGUCUGUGCUACAUUUUAUCAGUUUUGGAAAGUCUGAUUAAAGUAUAGACAUAUAUGCCCUACUAAUUUCUAUAUAAUUAGCUGAAUUGCACAAGUUUUUUAAUUUGCUCUUGGUUGAUCUAUUGGAGGACAGAUGCAUAAAUGAGGUCACCAUUAUCAACAUUUUGCUUUUUUAUCAAAUAAAUGAACCCCUAAGAGUGACUAGCAUCUAAUUUCUCCUUACAGUAUCACCCCUGAAUCAAACAUGAAGGUCAGGAGAAUAGAGGAACUGAUCACCAACUAUAGAAGCUCUUGAUUGUUAGACAAAUUCUCCUUGUCAGUACCCUGAGAAAUGUUUAGAGAACAGUAUGGAGAAUAUGCAUACUGAUGUUAGGGUGUAAAGGGUUAAUAAAUUCCAUAUUGCCAGGUAUCUGUUCAAUAAAAUAGAUCACAGAAGAUGUUGUAAUGUGAUAUACCACACAUUAACCCUUUAACUCCAGUGAGUGACCAAGACAGAAUUUCUCCUUACAAUAUCAACACAAUAUCAACCAGCUAAGAGAUGAGAAUAAAGAAAGAUAUCAAUUUGUGGAUAAUUAGUCAAUCCAAUACUAAAUUCUCAGAACUAACAUUAUAAGAAUUGUAUGGUUGACAGUAAGGAGAAUUACAAAUUUGAUCUGAGAGUUAAAGGGUUCAUCUGUGAUCUUACCGAACUGAAGUACAGCAAUAUAAAAAGGAAUCAAUUUGUUGAUCAGUUAAUCCCAUGUCCUUCAUAAAGCCUCAGGUAAAUUACAGUCUUCAUUGGCUAACUGUUCCUUUUUUUUUCUUGCUUUUAAAAGUCCUAUUCAAGGUCAGAGACAUAAUUCCAGAAGAGGUUCAAGUAGUGCCAAAAAGAAUCACAGAAACAAUCCAGUUAAGAGCCCUGAUGUGCUGACACCACCUGACACUCCAUCGACCAUCAACAUGGGUGAUGGUAAGUUUAUGAAAAUCUCACGAUACACUUUAUUCUAAAUGCAACAAACUAAUAUGUUAAAGAGAUCAUCUGAAUGAAAGAGUUGCAUUACAUUCUAUGGUGGUCUAAUAGCACCCCAUUACAUUAUUGGAAAUGUAUCCUUUGCACUUUAAAAUUAUCACAUCCUAUAUAUUUUCUAUGCAAAAUCUCAAGAACAUAUCAAUUUGGGGUACAUUUUUUGUCAUGCAUCAUAAACAGAAGAAGUCCUAAAGAGUUAAUUAAUGAAUUUCUGCAUGGAAGGCAACUCAUAUUUGUUUUCAAGUUUUUGUUGUAUUAUAUGAAAUUACAAUGGCAAGUAGUUACAUGCUUUAUUUCCUUGAAUUAAUACCCAUGCUCUUAUACUUGCCCUCCCUAAAAUAAGUGCCCACCCCCUCAGGCUAAUACAUCAAUGACUGCCCCCCCCCCCUCCUUUGUCACUUUUUCAAAUAGAAGGAAUACAAGGAAAACCUGUUUCUGUUGCCACUUUAUUUAUAACUUUUUAAGCUUUGACUACAGCGGAAUCAGUACAGUUUAGUAGCUUCUUGGUUAGCAUCCCUUCUAAUAAGCGCUCUUUUUUUCAAUAAGUCCCCCUCCCUCGAGCCAAAAUUUAAAAUGAGCAGCUGGGUGCUUAUUCAAGGAAUAUGGUAAACAAGCUGGUAUAUUUACUUGUAUUCAUUAGUGCCAUCAGGCCGAUGGGGGCAUGACAUGUGUUUGAUUGACAAGAGGAAGGCUAUUCUAAUUGGAGGACAAGGAAACAAGCAACAGAUGGCAAAAGAUUCUGUUUGGACUUUGAAUUUGUCCCAAGGUUAGUUAUGCCAUGUCUUUUCCACACUUCCUAUGGAAAAAUUAGUUUUACAGGGCUUAUAAAAUAUGUGUAGCUCAGCACUCUUUAAGUUGCUACAUGGAAACCUUAAGUUAUAAAAUGGUUGUGUCAAAUAACAUUUCAGUUCCUCAUCCCAAAGUGGAACUGAAAAUUUGUACAACAUUCAUAAUUACUUAUUUAAAAUAUUUCAAGCAAAUAUAUAUCACUUUACAAUUUAUACCAUGAUAAGCAAUAGAUGAUAAGGAUACUGAUAAAUGUACUUGCUGCAUGACUGUAGUAAACAGGUCACUAAAGAGACGACUUUUGCUGAAAAAUUAGUUGACAAAAUUUUUUUCUACUCACCUUGGGGACUGAAACAGGUGCAGGUUAGAGCUCCUUAAUAUUGCAAGCAUAGCACCUGGUAGAGUCUGAUUGUUUAGAUUUUGUUGUACAAUGUUGCACAGUGUCCUUCCUUACUACUUUUACUAUUUUGUUUUUAGUGACAACACACCAUAUUAAUGAUUUAAGGUUACCAAAGGCAACUUUGAGAAAAGUUUUCCUUUCAUUCUGUGCUGUGAUAUAAUGUUGAAUUUGCUUGAUGGAAUAUUUUUUUAAGGAUGCCCAUCUUGGCAUGAGGAGAGCUGCAUAGGAGGUGGUGCUGAUAGGCGAAUUGGACACACAGUCACGUAUAACCCAGAGAAGAAAGUGUUGUAUGUGUAUGGUGGUUCAAAAACAAAGAGAUGGUUUAGUGAUGUAAACAUUCUGGACUUGAAAACAAAUACCUGGUCAGCUGUUAAGGUUAGUGAGAACAAAUGUAAGCACAUUGAUUUGCUUCAUUAGGUCAGGUCCCAAGAUUUCAUCCAUGCCUGUCACCUCUGAUUACUAAAAAUUUCCUUUGUAACUAGAGGAAGAAGUGGUAAAAUGGCCAUCACCCUGGGCUCUGGCUGAUUUUUUAUUGAUUCUCAUCACCUGUUUGUUAAACAAUGUAUGAGAAAGGCUAGGAGAAGUUAUAUUUCUAUCACUUUUCAGAUUGAAAUAAUCCAACAUUAAGGUGGUAUGCAGCAAAUCAAUUUCAAAUUGCUUGCUUCCUUUAGCUGCUAAUCUGGCUGGGUUUUUAUGAUAGGUAAAUGCUUACAUCUUAUGAUAAAUUCUUUUGUCAAACUGUAUCAUAUGAUUUUUAACUCUCCCCCGUCAAUUCUUCUGACACAUUGCAAUGCAAAUAUUUGCUCUCUCUUUCAGGCUGUUGGUAAUGCUCCCACUAGAGCCUAUCAUAGCUGUAACUUGUUCUUUGGGGAGCUGCUUGUAUUUGGUGGUGUGUUUCCAAAUCCUGAUCCAGAACCUGAUGGCUGUAGUAAUGAGCUUUAUAUCUUCAACACAGGAUCAAACAACUGGUACAAACCAAUCACAAGAGGAACCCCACCCAAACCAAAAUCAGGGUAAUUGAAAUUAACUGUUUCCUAGUAAAAGAUAAAGUCUUACAUGUGAUCCAAGUGACAAUGCUGGUGUUCUACUCCAUGAGUUUUGUUGGCAUUAGUGACCAAAGCAGCACUUAAUCAUCUUAUUCAAAGCUUCAACCUCCCCCCUGCCCCUCAGGAAACCCACAGGUAUUUGACUGUUGUCAGAACCCAGGAGUGGGGAAUUUGAACCUUGCAUGGGUGGGAUGGGGAUAUGGACAGACUACACAUGUUUUAAUUUUAAACAUAGAGGAGAUUAAACAUAAAGAGUCAGCUUUUGUGAGCAAAUGGCCUAGAAGGAAACUUCCUCUUUUUAGAAUGAUGCUUUUGAGCAAAAAAUCAAACAGCAGCACUGACAACUGCUACAUGACCUUGCUAGAUAUUAUAAAAUUUGCUGAUCACACAAGAAAUAAUUCAAUAACAAAUUGUAAUUUAGUAUUAUCAACUAAGUGGAUGAUGUAAAUUGGCCAUCAUAGAGUUUAAAAGCUGAUGUUCUGAGAAUUAGCCCUUCGUGAAUUCUCUCGCAAAGGGUUAACACUCAACUUAUCAAUUUAUGUUAUCAACUCAGUCGACAAGGCUAAAUUACCCUGUUAUACUCUCCCACCAACACAGUUUCUUACCCCCUUUGAUUAAAAUUUGUGCUUGAGUGGGGCAUUUCAAUGCAUUUUUCCCAUGGGGGUGGAGGGGGGGGGGAAAUUGAAUUAACCAUUCUACAAAAGUUCGAAAGCCAGGGGGGUGGCCCAGGGGAAUAUUGAAAAGUGAAAGGUCCAAAAUUGUGUAACUCUUCAUAGUGCCAAGUUGAGGCUUUGCAAAAUGUUUAGAGUAUGUACUGCUUUGGUUGUGAUUGGUCUGGAAAUGAAGGGAACUCUGUUGUGACUCUUGUGUAGAAUUCUUUUUGGCAGGGAUCUGUUUGUUGAGAUUUAACUUAGAUUUUCUCCUUCUCUUGACAGACACUCAGCAUCUUUAUUAGGUGACAGAUUGGUUAUAUUUGGAGGCUGGGAUUUUCCACAAUGUUACAAUGAUGUUUCAAUUAUUGACUUGGGUGAGUUUCAGAGCAACUUGCUUUUAACAAGCAGUCUAUAAUGUUUGCUUCCUCCUCUGUAAAUUUGCUGUUAGGAAAUUAUUCAGCUUGCUACAGAAGUGCAGGGACAAAACAAACUUCACAGCUAUAUGGGGGAUGUUGAUACCUUGAAUUGAAAGACACCUAAGACACCUAACACUCCCAAGUCCAAACCAAGUAUGAUUUAAAAAACUGUUGAUUUGGUUUUGAAUUCAGCAAUGAUGGAGUUUUCUAGUCCUAUUUUAUCUGGCACCCUUCCAUCACCUCGUAGUUGGCAUGCCUCAGCUGUUCUUCCCCAACAAAGGAUUUUCAUUCAUGGUGGUUAUGAUGGUGAACAGAUCCUCACAGACUCAUUUGUACUUGAGCUAGGUGAGUUCAAUUUUUUUUUCUUUUGUAUUGGUGUACUUGUCAGCAACUCACAAAUGUCAUAGAUUACAUAUUUUGGCGCAUUAUGUGUGACCCUCUCUUAGUUCUGAAGUUUGUUAUGUUCCUUAAAAGUAAGUAUUUUAAGGUUUAUUUAUUUGUUAAGAUCCCUUCUCCCCACCCUUGGAGAGAUCCUGUUUCCCCCCCAAGUACCUUCUGUUCCUACCUCUGUGCCAUGAACAUGGUAGUUCAUCUCCCCAUUAAAGAAUGCUAACAGAAAUGAUGUACAAUUUUUAAUUCUGAUUGUAGGAACUUUAACUUGGAUUACAGUUAAGACCAGUAAAAGCCUCACAGCAAGGGCAGGGCAUGUAGCUCUAUUUCUUCCUGUGGAGGGUGAAGAAAAAGAGAAGGAAGAAAUUGCUGUGUUUGGUGGUGGUGACAAUGCUGGAGGAUACUUCAAUGAUCUAGUUGUCUUUUCACCCAGCACUUGUUAACCUUACAAUGCACCAGGCAACUUAUUGUGUCAGAAGAUUAUUAUGAACAUCAAGCUGUUUCUAAAGUAAUUAAUAAGAAGGAAAUAUUCAAGUGAAAGGGUUCAGUUUUCAGUUCAUAUUUGUUAUAACAAAUAGAGUAGUUGUGUGGUAGGAUUCUACUGCAAACUGUUAAAUAAAUUAUAGAAUCUGUAGUGUUAGAAAUAUAACAUAUGAUGUACUUAUUGACAUUUUUAAGUAUUUCAUAACCAGACUAGUUAAAUAAGCUGAUCCAGGGUGAACAUUUUGAUGUAAUUUUGAUUGUUUUUUUGUAUAUAGUGUGUCAGAGCUUUGUUUUGAAAAGCAUGUUUUGAAGGCAAGGUUUUAAAUUUUGCAUUGAAUGUAAGGUAAAACUGGACCCAACAAAAAGGCUGAGUAAACUUCAGUAAACCUCAAAAACACAAAUUCAUGCUAACCUUGGUUCAUUUUAACCCUUUAACCCUUAAGAGUGACCAGCUUCUAAUUUCUCCCUAAAUAUCACCCCUGAAUCAAACAUUAAGUUCACGAGAAUCAAGGAAAUGAUCACCAACUUAUGAAGCUCUUGAUUGUUGAACAAAUUCUCCUUGUCAGCACCUUAGGAAGUGUAUAGAAAAUAGUAUGGAGAAUAUGCAUACUGAUGUUGGGGUGUGAAGUGUUAAUCAUGUUUUGAACUACCAGCUUCAAGUUCUAGUUUUUUUUUUUAAAUUAAACUUCAAACUGUUUGUAACUUAUUUUACUUAGUAUGUUAGACUUGCGAGUAUUAAACAUGUUGAUUCCAGGAUGCAGGAGUGAAUAUUACAUAAACAAUUAUUACUUACUUUGCUAAAGCAUAUUAUUCUUUGUAGAGAAAGUGUAGCUCAAAAAAAAACUUUCCCUCUUAUCUUCAAACAAAUGCUCUUAUUAUAUACCUAGACUUUCUGUCAACAAAACAAGCACUGUGAUUGAUUGAUUCUUGGUCACAUGCCCCUGAUCCAAUUCAAAUGUAUCCUGACUGGGAAAAAAUUGCGCAGUUGUUGCUCAUGUGCCUAGUCCAACA
Molecule: messenger RNA, 8768 nt
Organism: Pocillopora meandrina
Lineage: Eukaryota; Metazoa; Cnidaria; Anthozoa; Scleractinia; Pocilloporidae
Source: the annotation of a GenBank genome assembly